AUGUCCGGAUCUGAUACCUGUCUCACAGCUCAUGCUGAGUGCGGCGAGGACCAAAUCACCGACCAAAAUGUAAUCAACAAUUAUUUCAUCGGCCCACGGGCUUCUAACUUGCCUGACUUCAGAGCAAACAUCAACACUGUCCUAGAUGAAUUGCUUGAAACUAGGCAAGAUUAUUUUCCCCAGGACAAUAACCGAAAAUUCAUUCCAAAAGAAGUGCGAAGGUCAAAGAAGUUCCAAAAGAUCAGGGACAACUUUGGUGAUGUCGUCCGAAAGGUUGCCCAGCUGCUGGGAGAGCACUCAGUGCCUUUCUGGUCUCCCCGUUAUGAGGCCCACAUGUGCACCGACAUGACCAUGCCUUCUCUGUUGGGGUAUUUCAUGACGAUGCUGUAUAACCCUAACAACGUUGCUCUUGAAGCCAGUCCUUUGACCACGGUUGCGGAGCUGAAAGUGGGAGAGCAACUUUGUGAGUUGUUUGGAUAUAAAACUGCUCUCACUCCUAAUGGAGAGAGAAAAGAUGAGCCAGACUCAUGGGGCCAUGUCACCUGCGAUGGAACUGUGGCAAAUUUGGAAUCCAUUUGGGUUGCACGAAACCUAAAGUUUUACCCCUUGGCGCUCUCCCAAGCCAUCAAGAAGGGAAACCUCAAUUUCAUCGAGGAUAGGUUCGAGGUCGAGACCUGUAAGGAUGGAAAAAAGAAUUUCGCAAAACUGGAAACUUGGGAUUUGCUCAAUCUGAAACCCGAAACGGUGCUUGAUCUGCCAGACAAGCUGUACAAAGAUUUCGGCAUUUCGAGGGACUAUCUCAAAGAUGCUCUGGAUGAUUACAACAUCCAAUCGGCAGGCCUAAUUCCCAAAGAGACUGACCAGCUCUAUAAGAGCCUCAAGCCGAUGAAGUAUCUUCUGGCGAAAACUCGUCACUACUCAUGGCCGAAAGGCCUUGCAAUUGCCGGGCUGGGCUCUGGAAAUAUCCUGGAAGUCGAUGUUGACGAAGACGCACACAUUGACAUUUCGCAAUUGGAAGAAGAGCUGAGAAAGUGUCUUGACGAGCACAUUCCAGUCUAUGCGGUUGUGGGAAUUAUUGGCUCCACCGAAGAGGGCUCUGUCGACGCACUGGAGAAGAUUGUUUGCAUCAGAGACAGAAUGCAGAAGGAGGGUCUCUCAUUCCUCAUUCAUGCUGACGCUGCCUGGGGAGGCUACUUUGCCACGAUGCUGCAUCGAGGGGAAAAUGGUAAACCUAGACGUGGCGAUGCCGAAAAAGGUGCUGUCCCGGCCUUGACCCUGCGAAAGGAAACUGAAACAAGCCUUUUGGCACUUCACCUCGUGGAUUCAAUCACAGUUGACCCGCACAAGGCUGGCUAUGUGCCAUACCCAGCUGGAAGUCUCGUAUACAAGGAUGGCCGUAUGCGACACCUGGUGACAUGGUCCAGCCCUUAUCUUUCCCAGGGAUCUGAGGAUAACAUUGGUGUCUAUGGCGUAGAGGGAAGUAAACCGGGAGCUGCCGCCAUGUCAACAUGGCUUUCUAACCAGACCAUUGGCCUGGAUCCAGAUGGGUAUGGAAAGCUGCUUGGUCAAGCAUCUUUCACCAGCUCUAGAUUAUCUGUGCGCUACGCUGUCUUGAGCGACUUCAGAGAAGAGAACCGGAAGAAUUUCAUUUGCGUCCCAUUCAACAGACUGCCUAAAGAGAGAGAAGGAUAUGAUUUCGAUUCCAAAGAAGCUGAAAAGAACCGUGACGAGAUAAGGAAGCUCAUCCUGGGACAGGAAAACGAGAAAUUGAUGAAUGAUCCCGACGCAAUGGCCAUAUUGCGUCGGUUGGGUUCUGACACGAACAUCAAUUGCUUUGCCCUCAACUUCUAUCUUGACAAACGUAACACAGAACUCAACACCGACGUGGAAGAAGCCAACUACCUGAUGAAGAGAGUUGUAGACAGACUUUCGAUCACCACUGCCAACACCGACCCAACGAAGAUUCCCAUCUUCCUGACCUCCACCAAGUUUGAGCCCCAACAGUACGAAAACUGCGCAAUGACAUUCAUGAAGAGAUUGGGCCUUGCCAAGGUCAGACAGGACCUAUUUGUUCUGCGAAACGUGGUCAUGAGCCCAUUCCCCACCAAGCAUUACUUUAUUGGCGAACUUUGGGAUGAGUUCGAAAAGGUCAUCAACGAAGAAGUUGCAGAAGUCAGGAUUCGCAACGAUCCGUCGGCACACAAAGCCCAAUUCCUUCUGCAGGGCACGGAAACAACCGGAAAGACAUUCCUAGUGCUGCAAACCUCUUUCCAUAAUGGUACUCUCCGACAGCAGCUCAUUGUCUCCGCAGACUUCGAAGACAAGGUCAAGCAGAAGUAUCUUGAGUUCAAAGGCAAAAGUCCAGAGACACCGCUCCUCUUAAUUUCUAAAGAAAACAUAAAUCUUGAAGAUGGUAUUAAAAGACUCCCUAAAGAGUCCUUCAAGUUCACCGCGGAACUUUUCAAAAAGGCAGAAUAUCUCAAGCACCAGGAUAACAACAACUUGCCUCUGAAUCCGUUAGCUGAGGGAGAGGUUACGAUCUCAAAGGAAGACAUUAUCAAAAGUCGGCCUUUGAACUCGAUCAACAGAGACCGUGCGUAUCCGCAACACGACAUGCCAUUUUACCUUUACGGCUCUCCAAACCAGAUGCAUAUUUCCCACGUGCUGCUUCGAGCUCCCAACAUUGCACUCUCCGCCGCCAACAUCACCUUAUCCGCCAAGGACGAAUAUUCGCCCAAGCCGGAAGAACACAUCCAUGCUGGUCAUCUUUCCAGUGGAUUGAUCCUCGCCCUGAAUGAUUACCCAGAAGUAGCCAUGCAGCCAUUCCAAGAAAUGGUGUCGGCGACAGACAUAAACGAAUAUCACGACUUCUUUUUCAGGAAAGAUAUGAGUUUUGACGUUUCAGUGUGGAAGGACCCAAAGAAGAAUGCUGACAAGGGCCCAGAUCUGCUGAAAACGAUUGGGCAGCCAUUUUGGAAAGGAGUGUUGACUUUAAGCUCGGACUUGGACUUUGACUCUGUGUGGCCCAAUAAAGAUCCAGCGGCUAAGAAAAAAGUCGAUUGUGAUCACUGGCAGGAUGAGCUUUCAAAGAUUCCCAAAGUCCUUAGUGCCAAAGAUCAGGAUGAAGGAUUAGAGAGGACUUCUGCUUCUUGA
Penicillium pulvis is the source of this 3153-nucleotide messenger RNA. RefSeq names its product pyridoxal phosphate-dependent decarboxylase family protein. Gene Ontology annotation, molecular function: carbon-carbon lyase activity; pyridoxal phosphate binding. Lineage: Eukaryota; Fungi; Ascomycota; Eurotiomycetes; Eurotiales; Aspergillaceae. The coding region runs from base 1 to 3153 and encodes 1050 amino acids. The transcript has 7 exons. Gene Ontology annotation, biological process: carboxylic acid metabolic process. The record is from RefSeq and is a predicted model, not a curated record.